This is a messenger RNA of Oppia nitens, 1143 nucleotides long. Its product is annotated as ras-related protein Ral-A-like. The coding region runs from base 446 to 1066 and encodes 206 amino acids. Gene Ontology annotation, biological process: Ras protein signal transduction. The transcript has 5 exons. Gene Ontology annotation, molecular function: GTPase activity; GDP binding; GTP binding. Gene Ontology annotation, cellular component: plasma membrane. The record is from RefSeq and is a predicted model, not a curated record. Lineage: Eukaryota; Metazoa; Arthropoda; Arachnida; Sarcoptiformes; Oppiidae.
UCUACUAAUAUAUUAUUAUACAGUGAAUCACAACUACUGUAACAUAAAUACAACACAACAACAAAAAUACAAAAACAAUAAUCAUUUCAUUUGCCAAUCAAUUCAAUUGUUUUAUUAUUAUUAUUAUUAUUAUUACUGUAUUAUUCACUCAAUAAUAAUAUCAGUCAAACAGUCAGUCAAUGAAACAGUCAGUCAGUCAGUCGUGUCAUUGAAUUUCAUUUAGUUUGAAGACGAAGAAGAAGACCAUCGAUACCAUUGAUUGCCGACAACAACAACAACAACAGACAGUCGUGUCACAGACAGACAGACACACGUGUCAUACCAUCCCAUCAAUUGAUUUGACUUAUAAUUACCGGUUAUUGUCGGUUAUUGUUUGUUUGGUUGGUUUGGGUGAUUGUGGUGGUGGUGGUGGUAGUGGACGACAACAACAACUUCUUCAACAACAAUGCAGUCAAAGGGUGGCAACAAUCGGCAACCAGUUGGCCAGCCGUUGCACAAAGUUAUUAUGGUUGGCACCGGCGGUGUCGGCAAAUCGGCCCUAACCUUACAGUUCAUGUAUCAGGAGUUUGUCGAGGACUACGAGCCGACCAAAGCGGACAGCUAUCGCAAAAAGUUGAUGCUCGACAACGAAGAAGUACAGAUCGAUAUACUGGACACUGCCGGCCAGGAAGACUAUGCGGCCAUUCGGGACAACUAUUUUCGUACCGGCGAAGGCUUUCUAUGUGUAUUCUCGAUUACCGAACACGAAAGCUUUGCGGCCACACACGAGUUUCGCGAACAAAUACUUCGGGUUAAGGGCGACGACAAUAACAUUCCGUUUAUUUUGGUCGGCAAUAAAUCAGAUCUCGAAGAAAAACGACGAGUCAGUCGACACGAAGCCCUACAAUUGGCUGACGCGUGGCGCGUGCCGUACGUGGAAACGUCGGCCAAAACUAAGUUAAAUGUCGAAGAGGUAUUCAAAGAGCUUAUGAGACACGUCCAGAAGCGAAAGCUGGCCGACGGCGAGGCCAGUAAUGGACCGAAAAAGACUGGCCGCAGGAAAAAGAGAAAAUGUGUUAUUUUAUAAAUAGAUAGAUAUUUUUAAAUAAUAAUAAUAAUAAUAAUAAUAUUUGUUAUAUAAUAUCGUAAAAUAAUAAUAAUAAU